This is a messenger RNA of Schistocerca cancellata (South American locust), 2112 nucleotides long. RefSeq names its product protein O-glucosyltransferase 2-like. NCBI's taxonomy places the organism in Eukaryota, Metazoa, Arthropoda, Insecta, Orthoptera, Acrididae. Gene Ontology annotation, cellular component: endomembrane system. The record is from RefSeq and is a predicted model, not a curated record. Gene Ontology annotation, molecular function: glucosyltransferase activity; protein binding. The transcript is spliced from 7 exons. Bases 169 to 1716 code for a protein of 515 amino acids.
GUGUUUACUUUGCACCUGCUAACAAGUGUUUUCGUUGGGGCGGGGAAAUGUUUUGUGUAUGUGAGUGAAAAUGAACACGAUGAACCGUUUUCAGUUGCACUUUGUAGGGGCGGUGGUACUUUGACUAUACACAUCUCGGUAUCUUCUGUUGCUAGUCAAGGGAGAAAAAUGUGGCGGUCACAUUACACUGCGUUUUUUGUAGUCGUUUACUUAAUUUUUACGUGCACAAACUGUGGUGAGAUAGACCCUGCAUCAUCAGUGGUUUGGGGACCCGGUUUAUCACCCGAUCUCAUCGUUAUGCCAGCUCGGUAUUUCUUUAUUCAUGCUAUGGAUUCUAAUAAAACGAGGUUUCAGUCUUCCCAAGGAGAUGUUUUCUCAGUUGAUAUAACUGGAGAUUCAGAAUUCAAAUAUUGUCGGGUUUGGGUUAAUAUACUUGAUAGGAAAGAUGGGAGCUACAUUGUGAGAUACAAACUGUAUCAUACUUGCUUAAAUUUGAAAAUAAGUGUAAAAUACAAAGGCAGAAAUGUUGCAUCAUCACCAUACGCAUUCAAAGGGCCCAUCUUUGCUGAGGACUGUUACUGUCCAGUUGAAUCUAUUUCUGAGUGGUUAACCAAGUUUGGCUGUCAAAGAGAAUAUGAACAGAUUACAGAAGAUCUUAAGCCAUUUCCUAAUGUGAAUCUCACUGAAGUCAGAAGAAGCAUUCUUAAAAAGUAUGACAGUCCAGGCAGCACUAGCCUCUGUAACUAUGUCAUUAAAGAUAAUGAGAUAUACAGAAAAUGUUAUGGCAAAUAUGUUGGUUUCAAGAUGUUCAUGGAUGCCAUAUUAUUAUCUUUGGCACGUAAAGUAGUUCUUCCAGAUCUGGAAUUUUUCAUGAACCUAGGAGACUGGCCACUUGUCAGCACUGAAAAGGGUCCGAAAGUGCCAGUAUUUUCUUGGUGUGGUUCUGACGAUACAAUGGAUAUUGUUUUACCUACUUAUGAUAUUACUGAGGCAACACUGGAAUGCAUGGGCAGAGUGAUGUUAGAUAUGCUGUCCGUCCAAGGAAAUAUUGAUAAAAAAUGGGAAGAAAAAACUGAAAAAGCUUUCUGGAGAGGAAGAGAUUCUCGCCGAGAAAGACUCAAGUUAAUAGAAAUUGCUCGAAAAAAUCCUGAUUUAUUUAAUGCAUCACUUACAAAUUUUUUCUUCUUCAAAGAAGAAGAGAAAGAAUAUGGUCCAAAAGAAAAGCAUAUAUCAUUCUUUAAGUUCUUUGAUUAUAAGUAUCAAAUAAACAUUGAUGGGACUGUAGCAGCUUACAGAUUUCCCUACUUGCUGGCAGGUGACUCCCUUGUUUUCAAGCAAGAUUCAAAGUAUUAUGAACACUUUUACAAUCAACUAGAGGCUUGGAAACAUUAUAUACCUUUAGAUGCUGACCUUAGCAAUAUAGUAGAACAAAUAAUAUGGGCGAAGAAACAUGAUGCUGCUGCAAGAGCCAUAGCAGAAAGAGGUCAACAGUUUGCAAGAUCCAAUUUGAUGCCACAAGAUAUAUUUUGUUAUCAUGCUACCUUGCUUAAGAACUGGUCUCACCGUGUGAUUAGUGAAGUUAAAGUACUAGAUGGUAUGGAACAUGUUCCACAGCCAGUUCCAGACAAACCACAUGAAGAUUGCCAGUGUGAUAAACUAUCAGCUAAGCAAAGUCAAGGAGAUGACAAGGACUUGAGAAAUAAGGAAGAGCUGUAGUUGAAGAAAAACAUGUUCCUUACUUUUAAUAUUAACAAUACCGUAUUAUUUAAUUUCAUAUCUGUGUAUGUUACCAAUUUAUGAAUACAGUUUUGGCAAGAUGAGUGAAGUACAUUUUUGUCUCCCCUCUGUAUCGCAUGGUUUGUAAGUUUCACACAUGUUGCCUUUUCUUACUAUUUGCUGAAUGUAGUGAUUCUAAUGGAAGGGGCUGCAUGAAACCAUCUAGAACUGAAAUAAGUGAUGUGCCUGCACUAUGCAUUUUUCUCUGUUUCGUAAUUGAAAGGAAGUAAUAUAUCAAUACUUCCUCAAAUAUUAGAUUUUACUAGUGAACAAUUAAAAAAGCUACAUGGGCUGUAAAAGAGGAAUUUGUAAUGAAUUGCACUGUUAUUCAAAGUA